AUGAACCUGGUCUGGUUCUACCCGAGCCGGGACGGGCAGCCAAUGGGGAGCAACCCCGCGCCAGCUGGGUCCGCCCAAGUGGACUACUCGUGCAACGGCCUCAUGACGGGGGACGCCACCGUCAUGGCGCCCGCCCCUGCCCCCUCCACCGACUCCCCCUCCCCUCCGCCUCCCCCUGCCUCCACCACGCCCUCCCCCCCGCCGCCCUCCACCGUCACUCCGCCAUCUAAGGGCGUGCUGUGCCCCGCGUCCACGUUCUCGGGAUACGAGUACCAGCUAGAGCUGGGCAGUGGCAACUACCUGCUCCACUGGAAGUUCGCCUCCAACACGGUCAUCAACUUCCUCAUUGAAGCCCGCUCCAACACCAUCAUCAAGGACGCGUGGAUGGCCGUCGGAUGGUCGUCCAAAAAGGGCAAGAUGAAGGGCUCAGAUGCAGUCAUCGGGAACCUCCCGGGCGUGGGAGCGUUCUACAUGAACGGCUAUCGGCUAAAGAACAUCCAGCAAACGACUGCUUUCUCCCUGGGGACCACGUCGGUGUCAACCACGAGUGAGGGCGGCACGUCCAUUGCAUUCAGCAGGACGGUCGGCUCGGGGAACGUGCCUCUGAAGCUCAACACCACGAGCUAUCUUAUUUGGGCGUUCGCACAGACGGUGUCCAAAACAUUGUAUUUCCACGGCAUGAACCAAGUGCUGGAAGGGGUGCUGGGGGUGCUGGGGGGUGCUGGGAGUGCUGGGAGUGCUGGAAGGGAGGGACUGCUGAGUGGAUUUAAAAGUGUGCAUGGGGAUGACGGCAGAGCUGGGAGUGACAGCAGAGGUGGGAGGGAUGGCAUCACCUGUAUGCCUGUGCCUCAGCCCCUGUGGGGCGGCGGGCCCGACUACCGUGAUGACUCUGAUGCUGACAAGGAUUACUCGGGCGGCCCCUGGCAGGGCGCCAGCCUUCCCACUGACGCUGCUGCUGCUGGCGAUGCUGCUGGACUCACUGCCUCUCUUGUUGAUCAGGGGCAAUCGAGCAGUGCUGCUGGCACUGCUGGUACUGCUGCUGGUGACGCAGGUGCUGCAAACCGCAAAUCGGGAGUGCGGUUCUAUGAUGGAGCAGCGGGCCGAAUUUCUCCUCCAUUUCCUUCCCGCCCCUCCCCUUCCGCCUAUUCCCUUUCCGCGCAUCCCCCUUUCCGCCACCUUCCGCCUUCCCCCCUUCCGCCAGCCUGGUUCUGCACUGGAAGGCCACCACCGGGACUACCGUCGAGACGGAGCUGCAGGCCACGUCAGCAGGCGCCUCUCCCAUUCCGCCUCUCCCCUUCCGCCCCUCCCCUUCCGCCUCUCCCCUUCCGCCCCUCCUCUUCCGCCAGCCUGGUUCUGCACUGGAAGGCCACCACCGGGACUACCGUCGACAUGGAGCUGCAAGCCACGUCAGCAGGCGCCUCGGGCGGGUGGUUUGCGGUGGGGUGGUCAUCGGGCGGCAAGAUGUACCCCGCGGACGCCGUCAUCGCGCACAAGGCGGGGGCGGACAUUGGCGCGUACACCAUAACGGGUUACGACAGCUCCAACGUUGCCUCCACCACCGCCUUCUCGCUCGGCUCGCCCGCGUAUUCCGCCGGUGCUGCCACGUACGUUUAUAAGUUCUCUCGAACAGUGGGCACGGGCAGCAAGGUGACCUUCGUGAACGGACCCAUCACGACCAUCUGGGCCUACUCCGACGGCCCCUCCCCCACCCCUCUCUUUCCGUUCCCUCUCAACAGUUUCUCCCGCACAGUGGGAACAGGCAGCAAGGUGACAUUCGUGAACGGACCCAUGAAGACCAUCUGGGCCUACUCGGACGGCGCCACCACCUCAUUUGACGGCCACGGGGGCAACCGCGGCAGCACCACCAUCGAUUUCUCCUGCGACGGGACCCCCGUUGCCACGCCCUCCCCUCCCCCCGCCUCCGCCAACCCCUCCCCCCCGCCGCCCCCUGCUUCCUCCGCCUCCCCGCCUCCCCCUGCCUCCUCCGCCUCCCCUCCCCCCCCCACCGCCACUCCGUCACCUCCCCCGGCGCCGCCGGCUGCUGGUGUGGCGUGCCCGGCGUCGGCUCUGGAAGGGUUUGACUACCAAGUGGAGCUUGGGGGGCCGCUCAUGCUGCUGCACUGGACCUUCAGCACCAGCACCACCAUCAAGUUCUCCAUAGAGGCACGUGGCGCCACUAUAGCCAAGGACGGCUGGAUAGCCGUUGGAUGGUCGGGCAACAAGGGCAAGAUGAAGGGCUCAGAUGCGGUCAUUGGGAACCUGCCUGGCGUGGCUGCGGUGCACAUGAGUGGGUACAGCAAGAAGCUUGUGAAGCAAACGAGUGCGUUCACUAUCGGGGAUACUGCUGUCGCUACCACCUCUGAAGGCGGCACCACAAUCACGUUCACCAGGGAGGUGGGCAAGGGAGCGGUACCAAUCAAGCUCAACGCCACCAACUACCUCAUCUAUGCCUUCAGUACCACGGCCUCCACAACCCUCGCCUUCCAUGGCUGGAACCAGGGCGGCCUUGCGGUGGACUUCUCGUGUUUCAAGAAGCCCUCAGCCCUGUGGGGUGGUGGGCCGGACUACAGCGAUGACUCGGAUUAUGACAACUCGUUCCGCAGUGCACGCGCUGCAAGCAUGGAUGGCACUAGUACAAGCUCUGCAGGCACCUCCUCUGCUGACUCAGCAACGGGUGGGGCUUUAAGCAGCGGUCGGCGAAACCGGUUGCACCAGCAGACGGGCUUGGGGCAUCAGCACCAUGAGAGUGCUGCUGGUACCACUGCUGGUGUUGCUGGUGAUGGUGCUGUUGGCACUGGGGUCGGCAUGACAAAUGCUGACUGGUGGACGAGGAGGUCUGGAUUCUGGAAAACUGUUUUUGGAGGUUGA
Closterium sp. Naga37s-1 is the source of this 2868-nucleotide messenger RNA. The record is from the annotation of a GenBank genome assembly. Lineage: Eukaryota; Viridiplantae; Streptophyta; Zygnematophyceae; Desmidiales; Closteriaceae.